CAGAGAAGGCCACUUAAACAGUGUUAAAGCCGCCAAUAUUUUUGACGACUUUAGACAACAAUGAGUGAAUGACACAUUCAGAGUCCAGACUCUCAAGCUUAAUAUUUGUUUGAUCAUUCCUAAGAAGCAGGUGUCCAUCUGCUGAUUUCUCAGUUUUUACAUUCUUCUUUAUUUCUUUCCUCGCCUCCUCUUCUUGCACUUUGGUCACUCCCACCUGAGAUGCGAGUGGAGGCGGUGAAGAAGACACCAGAGGGGAGAGUAGUCGAGGCAACAGGCCAGACAUCCUUUGAAGUGAUGUUAAUGCUCUCGUCCAUGAUCUGUAUCACAUGAAAACAACAGUGUUCAUGAUGACUUAUAUAUUUAUUUAUAAUUCAGUUCACAGGGUGGUAUUUAGUCAAGCAACACAUUUUAUGUCAUUGUUUUGAAAUGUCUUGUGCAAUAGAUACUGCUGUGCAUUCUUUCUUUCCCUCUGUAACCUGUAAUUGUUCCCUGUCUGUCAUCACGGAGGAUCUUCCAGUCCCUUAAAUGCAACUCUUGAGAGAAGGGAGCUUAUUGGAUGAGUUAAGAGAAUGACAGAGGUGUGUCAUACCUGCGUCUUUUGACACCUCCACAGCUGUGCAGCUGUGAGUAGCUGAUUCUGCUUGACGUUAUAAAACCAAGAAUUUCACAUGUCUUUUACAUCCUUGCUUUGAGGAGCCACGAGAAAGAAACACGAGUGAGGGAAGCGAGGACGCGCAUCAUAAGCAGCAUAAUGAAAUGUAUCCGAAGAAUGAACACAUUCUUUAAAAUGUGUUGGUCCGUUCAUUUGUGAAGUUAAAAGCAUCUGUGUGAGGGGAUCCAGAUGUAUUAGUUUUAUAAAUCUCAAUGUGAUGAUGGAGCCUAAAUAUAUUAAAUUAUUAAUAUUUAAUAUUUUAUUAAGAUACUAUAUAUGUGAUGUUAUUUAAGCAAAUGUUGUGACUUUCUGUUGUUAAUGAAAACCUUUGCAGCAGAAACUGUAUAUGAGCCUUCUUUUGCUGACUUUGUUCUAGCCUUUGACCAGAACAUUAUCUAUGUCGUCUUUGUCAACAUUUCCUGAUGCUGGUCCGUAGAGACAAUUUAAGAGAAGCCACGGGGUCCACCGGGACAGCUAUCAGGAGUUAAAGGCAGUGUAGUGUGUCGACAUGCUGCUGCUCCAUUGUUGUCUUGGGUUUGAUGGAUGUUGCUGCUCCUCAUGUCAAGUGACCCCCACCUCUCCUCCUCCUCCUCCUCCUCCUCCACACUUCCGGGUCAUGCCACGUGACUCUCGCGCCCCCACAUGUCUCCUCUUCGCCACCGUCGCCCAAGUAAACAAUUCAGCAUCAUUUCAUUAUGUCUGCUAACAGUCCCCGAUUCUUAUCUUUGGAACAGGCUAAUAGCUGAGCUCACAGAGAGAUGCCUGCUGUCAUACAGCAGACUAGUCUGUGUUUCAUAAAAAAAUAAAAUAAAUAAAUAAAACGAGCGGAGCGGCGGCGGCUGCUGAUCUAACAUCUGUCUGUCAGAAAUUACACAUUUUAAAAGGUGUUAAGUUGACCUUGGAAUGAAACGAGCUUCAGUAAACAAAUUGUUUUCGGAUUUACCUGAUCAUAAUCGCUUCAUAACACCGUUGAUUAAAUGAAUCCACACGAGCAUUUAAAGCCCCAUCGCCUGGGAAACGGUUACAUACGUGGGUUUAAAAAUAGGCGCACGUUUUACAUCCCAUGUUGCAUAAAUAAGAAGCCGAUAUUUAUGAAUGGGAGCGGAAACAGCAAGCGUUAGUGCGUCGACAAAGUCCUGAUCACAUAUGUAAAAAAACAAAAAACAAACAAAGAAAAGAAAAUGUAUCAGUGAAGGGGGGCCUAUCUUUGUUGGAUAAAUAUCCAAAUAGUGCUCUUUUCUGCUAAAAUGAGGGCCUGCGUGGCUGUCAGUCUGACCCCCCCUCCGCCGAUGGUACAGUCUUGGUUCAUUCAUAAAAUUCUAGCAGAGCAUAAAAGGAGGGGCUUGCAUUCUAGUCGUCCAGUUACCAGGUAUAUACCUGGAGAAAAGACCCGCGUCGCUCUGCCCAGCGGAAGGCCAGAGUCAUAUUUGUCAUUGAUCAGGACUUUUUUUUUUUUUCCUCCUUCCUCCGUGAUGUAUCAUAACAAUCCGACGCCCGAUAUGGAGUCAGUCUCUCCCACCUGCCGGACAGAGUCUCCUGUCGGGACACUCUGCGAGAAGACGCCAGAAGAGGCGAGCUCUCCAGCCUCCUCCUCAGAGAGCAAUGCAAAGGAUGUCUGCAAUGACACGAGCGCCCAAGACACUCCAUUUGUUCCAACAGUUACAGCAAUUUCCUCUACCCCAGAUUUCCAGUGGAUGGUCCAGCCUACGAUUAUUACAUCUGUCUCCCCGUCUCCGGGUAGCAAGCAAGCCAAUGAACCGCUAAGCUCUCGCCAGGCAACACCCAAAGCAGGCGGGAAUAAGGGAAAAAAUGCUGCCAGAAAGGGGAAAACAGAGGAGCUGUCUCCAGAGGAGGAGGAGAAAAAGAGGAUAAGAAGGGAGAGGAAUAAAAUGGCCGCGGCGAAGUGUCGCAACAGACGGAGGGAACUCACAGAUACCCUGCAAGCUGAGACGGACAAGCUGGAGGAGGAGAAGGCAGCCCUGGAGACGGAAAUAGCCAACCUUCUCAAAGAGAAAGAGCGGCUCGAGUUUAUCCUCGCGACGCACAAACCGGUGUGCCAGAUGUCGGAAGAGCUCGAGUCCAUUUUCCAGGAGCCCACGGGGUCCCCGGAGCUGCCGCCCAGUCCGGAUGAGGACAGGCUUCCGGAUGAUGGCACCCAGGAAGCUCCGUCACUCCAGGACAUGGACAUCCCCAGUGAUCCGUCCACGGCCAUCUCCGGGAACUCCAACAUCUUGCUGUGCAGCAGCGCUGAAAUCAACAUCUGCGAUCUCGAGCCCUCUCUGGACAUUAAAGAGGGGCUGCUGGACAACAUGUUACCCAGUUUGGAGGAGAAAACCCCCUUGGAGACGGCUCGGUCCGUGCCAGACAUAGACCUGAGCAGUUCCCUCGGGGUCUCGGACUGGGAGACCCUGUACAAGUCGGUCUCCAGCGACCUGGAGCCCCUCAGCACGCCCGUGGUGACCUCCACCCCCACCUGCAGCAGCUACCUGUCCGUGUUCACGUUCGCGUGUCCCGAGCUGGACUCUCUCACAGAGGGACUAGACGGCCAUAAAGGUGGAGGAAAGAAGGCCGAAUCCGUCGACAUCCUCAACUCUCCGACUCUGCUGGCCUUAUAAUGUGCGGAGGGGAAGCGAUCUGUCUGAUCUCUCUGGUUUAUUUUUUUCUGUUUGCAGGUCCCUGACUUUGAAAUGAGCAACGUAUGCCACAGUAUGCUGUAACACUUCAAGGAGUACUUUCAUGAAAUGUCAUGUGCGCGACAAACGCAUAAACUUUCUCCAGACACACGGCCAACAGAGCGAUGUAGCUAAAAGCAUGGCUUUUAAUUUAAAGAGGGAGGAAGUUUAGAUUUUAAAACGCAUGCAGAGAAAACUCCAAAUAAUUUUCUUAUAUAUCUGAUCUGUUACUAGAUCUAAGGUGUCAAGUGGAAUUCAGUGUAACAGUAUGGUUUCGUGUUUUGGUGUCAAUAGUGUAUUGAUUGCUGUAAAUGUUGUAUUUACACAUUCAUCUACUGUAUGUUGAGUACUUACAUACCUCAAUGUCAUCCACUGUGGUUUGACCUCAUUGUUAAAACGUUGAAAGUUUUCCAUGAAAACAUCCAGUGCUAUAUAUAAAUAUAUAUAUAUGAUAUAUCUUAUCAAGAUGUAACUUAUGAUUUAUUUUUUUACCUUUCAGAGUUUGACUUAUUUGUUAAAUUGAAAAAGAAAAAUGAGCAUCUAUUGCUUAUCUAUGCUGCUGAAUAAUAAUAAAUCUACGUUCACAGUGGU
Mugil cephalus (flathead mullet) is the source of this 3915-nucleotide messenger RNA. It is a transcript of the gene fosaa, whose product is annotated as v-fos FBJ murine osteosarcoma viral oncogene homolog Aa. Lineage: Eukaryota; Metazoa; Chordata; Actinopteri; Mugiliformes; Mugilidae. Gene Ontology annotation, biological process: regulation of transcription by RNA polymerase II. Gene Ontology annotation, cellular component: nucleus. Gene Ontology annotation, molecular function: DNA-binding transcription factor activity, RNA polymerase II-specific; RNA polymerase II cis-regulatory region sequence-specific DNA binding. The record is from RefSeq and is a predicted model, not a curated record. The coding region runs from base 1900 to 3267 and encodes 455 amino acids. The transcript has 4 exons.